This is a messenger RNA of Drosophila takahashii, 1348 nucleotides long. RefSeq names its product mitochondrial ribosomal protein L37 (gene mRpL37). The record is from RefSeq and is a predicted model, not a curated record. Gene Ontology annotation, cellular component: ribosome; mitochondrion. Gene Ontology annotation, molecular function: structural constituent of ribosome. NCBI's taxonomy places the organism in Eukaryota, Metazoa, Arthropoda, Insecta, Diptera, Drosophilidae. Gene Ontology annotation, biological process: translation.
CCCUAAUAGACAUUUCAUAACCAAUCUGCCGGGCUCCCCUUCAUCGUACGAAAACAUUGCCAAGAUCUAACUGAAAUGAGGCUGACCAAGACCCUGUGCGCCCAGCAUCUCGGCUGGCACUUCAAGAAGCACUGGCUGGUCCAGGGAAAGCGGGUGCCCAAGGAAACUGGCGCUGCCGCCGAGCUCCUUAAACUUGGGGUUCAGGUGAAGAAUCCAGAGGAUCUUUUAAACGCCAAAGUUGAGAGAAAACUUGUGGGCAUUGUGGGCACCCGCGAGAAGGCGAUUCCCGAGGACAGCAGGCACCCCGAUUGGCACUCCACCGUUUGCCACUCCUACUCCGACCACAGCGUGCUAAUUGGCGGAUUGCCACAGGCCCAGGUGCUGACCAACUGCAUCGAGAUCCCGACCUUUCCCAAGCAAGUCGAGGAUGCCAUCGCCAGCCAGCAGUUGCCCAAAACCAUAGACAAGAGCAUUCGGCAUGCCAUUCUGGCCUCCCACGUGCUCGAUGCGGAGCAAGUGAAGCUGCCCAAGGUGAGGCUGCCGGAGAGGCCGCGUUUCAAUCUGCCCCGCUCCUACGGAAUUUCCCACGAAAGGGUCAAUCGUCUGCUGGUGAACAAGCUCCUGCAAGAAACCGAAAAAUUGGCCGGUCGUUCAGUCUCCAUUCGAAGGAAGCUCAUAGACAACGCCACUUUUAAGACCUCUCUGAGUAAAGACGGUGAUCUGCUUGGUUUCACCAUCAAUGCCGAGAAGGUUGUCUUUGCUAAUCGCGCCAUCGAAGCUGUCAAGGGAAAAUUUGAAGGAGUUCUACCCGAUCUUUACCCCAUGAAGACUACGAUCUCGAUUCCGAAACAGCACAUUUACCAAACGGAGAACUUUUACCCCCUGCGCACGGACAUAAGCUGCUCCCAUCCACACACCAUCUUCACGGUCUUUAACAAGCAACUGGUUAAAAAUUCCCAUGGAUCCGAGGUCACAACUUCUCAGCUUCAGGCAAGGACAUUGGUCAAGGCUUUUGUUGUGGCUGCGGCGCGAGCUAGACAAUUGCAUGGGGAAUCCGUGGAGGGUGCUCUUCCCAAGCCAAUUGUCGUGCAGAGUGUCCAGACCGACGGACGGUCUUUCCACUUCGGAGUGCUGCAGCUCAAUACACUCGAUCUUGGCGCCAAUAGCACUACGAAGAACUAUUGGUUCCACCGGCAGAACUACGACCUAUUCUCCGAGUGCUCUUACGAAGCGGGAAGAACGCAUUUGGAGAAUUACAACGGCGAUGUCUUCCGCAUAUUUAAUGCUUUUUAUAACAACUCCUAAAUAUAAAUGCUAUUGAAUAAUAAAAUAUGUUUUUUGUUAUGUC